Molecule: messenger RNA, 1245 nt
Organism: Polyodon spathula (Mississippi paddlefish)
Lineage: Eukaryota; Metazoa; Chordata; Actinopteri; Acipenseriformes; Polyodontidae
Product: T-cell-specific surface glycoprotein CD28-like
Exons: 4
Coding region: 41-694 (217 amino acids)
Biological process (GO): T cell receptor signaling pathway; regulation of T cell proliferation
Cellular component (GO): external side of plasma membrane
Source: RefSeq, a predicted model, not a curated record
AUCAGAAACACCAAAGCAGAAACUUCCUUUGUUUGCAGUCAUGAUGCUUACAGUGAUCUUCUAUUAUAUCUUUCUAAGAAUGGUCUGUUCAGAAGAAAUGAUCCAGCCCAAGUUCAUUAUAGCAACAGAAGAUGGUGAGGCGGCUCUGGAAUGUAUAUAUGCUUUGGAGGAAAAACAUAAGCGAGUUACGCUGGACGUGUUCAAAGGACCAGAUGAGAUCUGUGCACCUGUAUCUGUGAGGCAAAUAGAUAAUGGCACUGCUGUUAAUUCAACUGUUCAUUUCAAAAACUGUAAGGGAAUGGCCAAAGGGGACAGAGUAGUCUUCAAACUCUCAAGCCUACAAGAAAAGGACACUGGCACAUACUACUGUCGGCUCAAUAUAAUGUAUCCACCUCCUUUUCGCAGUCCAGUGGGAAAUGGAACCUUGAUAAUAAUUCAAAAGAAAAAUAACAGUACAGAGACCCCAUCUUCAUCUACUGGCACUUCAAAGGACUCCCUGUUUUGGGUUCUGAUUGCAGUAAUUACAGUAAUCACUCUAUAUGGUAUGAUCGCCUCCUUGUUACUUUACAUCGCUUGUUACAAAAUAAGACAAAACAAGCUCAUCCAAAAUGACUAUAUGAAUAUGAAACCAAGAGGACUCAAAAACAACAAGCAGCAGGGAGUACUCCACCCGAGCAGAAAUGGAAGAUACUGAGAAAGCUUCUUUUCAUAAAGGCAACUCUUCCUUCACAGCAGAAUGAAACCCCUUUGCUGCUUAACAAAAAUGAACAUCAACAUGGUACAGCUUCAUGACUAUUUUGCAGAAAUGCCAGACACUGAUAUAACUGUCAGCUGGUCUAAGGGCUAUCAUUGGUUGGCUGUGAAAAAGGGGUAACAUCAAGAUAUGAGCAAGGCCUGGAAAUCAUGCUGACAUUAAGACCGAACUUUUGUUACAUUUUGGAUAGUUUGCUCUGUAUUUAACAGAUUUGUGGAGAAGAUAAAAGUCCAAGUUACAAUGUAGGCCAAGGAUGAUUUGAAUAUCUUGUUGUAUUGCGAUUGUUCGAACCUGCUCUAAAUAUAUGUUAGAUAAAAUAUACCUAUCAAAGCGCAUGAAAGGAACUGCCAAAGUCUGAUGCAAAUUAAUAAUACAUUUUAAACCUUUUAGCAACUAGAGAGCUUUUUAUUUUCUUUAUAUAAGGAGACAAAAAUAAAAGCUUUGAUAAAAAUGUUCUGUAUUUGAACUUUAAAACCUACAUAGUAAUUAAA